Molecule: messenger RNA, 3151 nt
Organism: Cucurbita maxima (winter squash)
Lineage: Eukaryota; Viridiplantae; Streptophyta; Magnoliopsida; Cucurbitales; Cucurbitaceae
Exons: 8
Coding region: 449-2974 (841 amino acids)
Source: RefSeq, a predicted model, not a curated record
GUUCAUAUUGUUCUUAUCUGUGUUGCUUGUGAUUUCGUUUCUUUGAGUGGUUUGUGAAAUUAAAUGUGGAUUUUGGAUAUUCUUGUUCCGUUUUGAUUUUGUUUUGUUCUGUAUGGCUGGGAAGGCGGGGGAAAUGAAUGUAACGGAAGCGAAAUCGGGGAACCAAUGUACAUACGAUGAGUUUUCUCAAGGAUGAUGGAUUCAAUGCCAGAGGAAAUCAAUGAUGGAACUGUAUUUUCAAAAUUUUCUUCUCGUUUAGAGAUUGAAAAGUGAAAAGGAUGACCGUGCAAUUCUUCAUAAAGAUGAGGAGCAUAGGAAGAAUCAAUUCACGGAUGCAAUGAUCCUGAUCUUCAAUGGAUUGUCCAAACUCUUAACUUUUUAUAAAGUUCGUGCCUAUUAUGCAUUUUCAGUGGUGAAUUGAAAGAUUAAAUUAAUAGUUUGUUGAAAAAUGGCUAUUGCUGGUCUACAUAAUGUCUCUGUUCAUGAUUCUUCAUUUAUUCGAGAAUCUCAAUCUCAAGCAUCAAGGCAGUUAGAAAAUGAAAGUAGAGUAAGCACCCGGGCAUCCUCUCUUCUACGUAUAUGGCGAGGACUUGAGGAUGAGCAAGUGGUGAGAGGCACACAGGAGAGUGUUAGUGAAGGAUCUACUGAUCUCUCAAGAAUAAAUGCACCUGAAGGGCAAAGUACUGUACGGGGGGAUGAUUCUGAGAAUAUGGGGAUGAAUAUUAAUGAGAAUGAUAUUGACACUUGGUCUGACGUACAAACUGCUUCACAAAAUGAUGAUGAGGAUUCUGGUGAAUUUGGGGUUGUUGAGAGGGAAAGGGUUAGGCAAAUUUUUAGAGAAUGGAUGAAUAGUGGUGUGGGGGAACAUACACCUAACGUUUCCCAAAUGAACAACAGCUCAAGGGCAGAGUGGCUUGGUGAAACAGAGCAGGAGAGGGUGCGAAUGAUAAGGGAGUGGGUGCAAAAGAAUAGCCAGCAGAGAGGUACUCAUGGUGGAAAUGGGGAAGUCCAAACUGCUGACAUUGGUACUCAGGUUGCACAAAUUUGUGAUGGAUUGGUUGGAAGCCAGAAUGAAGGCCGGAUCCAGCAUGCUCGGAGGGGUAUUCGCAGGCUAUGUGGCAGACAAGCUCUCCUUGAUAUGGUCAAGAAGGCUGAGAUAGAAAGACAGAGGGAAAUUCAACUAUUGUCUGAACAACAAGCCGUAUCAGGCUUUGUUCAUCGCAACCGCAUUCAGUCAUUACUCAAAAGUAGAUUUUUGCGAAACAACAGACUGACUGCAAAUUCUAGAUCUGUAUCUGUUGCAGAAUCCGAGUUAGGCCUUUUAAGGCAAAGACACACAGUCUCUGGUUUGAGGGAAGGAUUCUUCUCCAGAUUGGAUAAUUCUGUGCAAGAUCAAGCAAGUAGCCGCCAUUCUGACUCCACUUCUAACGCUGAUGAUGGUGAUUCUCUAACUGACAUGAAUAGUACAAGGAGUUUUGAGGUCCUAGAUGAUCUUCGCGUAAAUUCUGGGCGCAAUAAUGUGGAAAGUCAUGACGAACCCUCUUUCAACACUGGUCUAACUGAAGUUAGAUCUGAUUUAGAAGGAAGUACCCCUGAAGGCAGGGAAGACUCUGUUCAUAUGGUAGAAAGUUUACAAGAACAAGCUGCCGAGAAUGGUUUAGCCAGCCAAAUGGCAGGUAUCAACUCUACGGAAAUGACAGAUGAUUCAGGACAAGAUGUGAGAAGCAUUUUGCAGGAAACUGCCCCAAAUCUUUUAUACCAUGAAAUUCCAGAAAUCGAUGCUGAGAAUCAUACUAGUGUACAGGAUGUUGAACCUUCCAUCCAACAAGUUAAUACUCGUGAUGAAAAUGUUGAUAUUGGAUUAGCAUUAGAUCAUUUGGGAAGGUUUCAAGACAAUGAUCUCGAAAAUGUAGAUCCGCAGGAAUCUCAUUCUCACGAGGAGCUGAAUGAAGAACUAGGUAUGAGAGUUGAGCCAAAUGAUCGGCAAGAAUCUGGUUUUCAACAUGAUGAAUGGGAAAAUAGCAUCGAAGAAGAGAUAAGUGAAACUCAGUUGGAAAGUAUUGCUACUAAUUGGUCUGGAGAAUUCUCGAGUACAACAUAUAGAGGAGAUACUCAUCUGCAAAGUGCCCCUGAAGCUUCCCAUGAAAAUGUUAUCUUUGUGGAGGAUGUGCCGAAUUGGUUAGAGGGCCUUCCUAAUCAGGAUGCUACAUCCACCCGAAGGUUGGAGACCUUUUAUUUUCCUGAAGAUGAUAAUGUGCAUAAUGUAGAAAUCAGAGAACUUUUAAACAGGAGAAGUGUUUCUACUCUUCUUAGCAGUGGUUUCCGAGAAAGUCUAGACCAGUUAAUACAUUCUUACAUAGAGAGGCAAGGUCACGGUACUAGGGAUAUAGACGAGACGUUGCCCCCUUACACAUCUGCAGAACAAGAACAAGAGCACAACAGACAGAGUGAAGGUCAAGCGGGUUCUGUUGAGAGCCAUUCGCUUGCUUUGCCUGUGCCACCUACAUUGCCCUCUCGGCAACUUUGGGAUCAUGAGUUGAGCAAUGGGAGUUGGCCACGACGUGAUUUCCAUCAACAAUUUGGAGCUGAUUGGGAGAUCGUUAACGAUUUGAGGAUUGACAUGUCGAGACUGCAACAGAGGAUGAGCAACCUACAGAGAAUGUUGGAGACAUGCAUGGAUAUGCAACUCGAGCUGCAGCGCUCAAUAAAGCAAGAAGUUUCUUCUGCAUUGAACCGAACAGCUGGUUCAGAAGAGAUGUUUGAAGAUAGUUUGCCUGAUGAUGAACCCAAAUGGGAUCGAGUAAGGAAGGGAAUUUGUUGUAUAUGUUGCAAUAACCAUAUUGAUGCUUUGUUGUACAGAUGUGGGCACAUGUGCACAUGUUCAAAAUGUGCUAACGUGUUGGUCAAGGCUCGAGGAAAGUGUCCAAUGUGUUGUGCGCCCAUACUAGAAGUAAUUCGGGCUUACUCCCUAUGAUGACUUAGAUGACAAUAAAGAAAAAUGAGAUUACUACUGAUUCAUUCAUCUUCAUCCUCUUAUUUCGUCCAAGUGUUCGACUGAUUCUUCUCCUCCUGAUUUCAAUACACAUAUGACGUUUAUUUGUACGGUGAUGAACGAUUGAAAUAAUAAAUGUAAUCUCUGUUAUCGAUUAAU